UGUUUGUUUUGUUGUUUUCACAUUAGUGACAGUAGAGUUUUCCGUGGUCUGGGGUGUUAAUUCAUACGUUAGAUUGUGUAAUUAUUUUUCGGCUUAAAUUUAAACGCGUUGCAUUAAAUACGAUUUUACGAAAACAUGAGACUGGUUCAAUUGAAGGCAUUUAAAACCCUCCAGCAGAAGUUUUCUGCUGGAUAUUGUAAUAAAUGGCGCCGCCGAAUGUGUUCGAUAGCCGGAUCCAAUUUGCUGGAAAACAGAGACCUCACAUCCGAUAUGAAGCUGGAGAUUGAGCAAAAGUGGCGCAACAAUUUGGGCGAUUAUCGGUUCGAUCCUGCAAGUGGUAAACCCAAAAAAUAUGUGCUUGCAAUGUUUCCGUAUCCGUCGGGGAAUCUGCACAUGGGCCACGUUAGGGUUUACACUAUCAGCGAUGCAAUGGCCCGCUAUUACCGACUGAACGGGGCCAAUGUACUACAUCCAAUGGGGUGGGACGCAUUCGGACUGCCGGCAGAGAAUGCUGCUAUGCAGCGGAAGAUUCCGGCGGAUAAGUGGACAAAACAGAAUAUUGCCCAGAUGCGAGAACAGUUGGAAAAGUUGCAAUUUAGUUUCGAUUGGGAACGAGAAUUUGCGACGUGUGAUCCGGAGUAUUAUCGGUGGACGCAGAAGUUGUUCCUGAUGUUAUAUGAAGAUGGGUUGGCAUAUCAGAAAGAGGCCCAGGUCAACUGGGAUCCCAUUGAUGAGACAGUUCUGGCCGAUGAGCAGGUAGAUGACAACGGAUGUUCUUGGAGGUCUGGAGCUAAAGUGGAGAAGAAGGUUCUGAGGCAGUGGUUUAUUAAAACCACGAGGUUUGCCAAAGCAUUGUACGAUGGUUUGGCUGAUCCUACGCUAGAGGAUUGGAAAGACAUAACAAAACUUCAAAAACAUUGGAUUGGUGAGUGCGAUGGAUAUAAUUUUGAGCUUAAAAUCGUUGGUGAAAAAAAGACUAUCCCUGUUUGGACUAAAUAUCCGGAACAACUAAAGGAAGCACUUUUUGUGGCUGUGCGUCCCACCAGCAUCUGGAAUCAUUAUAAAACGGAUGAGGGAAAGCUUGAUUUAAAUGUCGAGAACCCUCUUUUGGGACACAAUUUGCCUGUUAUUGUAACAGAGAAAGUCAAUUAUCCGGACGGAAACGAUUGUUAUCUGGGAGUAGCAUCAGUGGAAGCAGAUUGCCAGCUUGCGUUGCACUAUCAGUUACCGUUAGAUGUACAACCUCAGAGCAAUAAUGAAGACUUCCGUGGAGACAUUUUAGAUCAAGCAUUUAAAUUGAAAAUGGGUGGAUAUCCUGUUAGUUCGAAAUUACGGGAUUGGCUAAUUUCAAGACAAAGGUUUUGGGGAACACCCAUUCCAAUUAUUCAUUGUGAAAGUUGCGGACCAGUUCCUGUUCCAGUUGCCGAUCUACCCGUUAAGCUACCUCUAGACUCUGUAGGCCUCCCACUGCCUGAGAACGAACAAUGGCUUAAAACAGCUUGUCCAAAGUGCCACUCGCCUGAAGCACGAAGAGAAACCGACACGAUGGACACAUUUGUGGACAGCUCAUGGUACUUCUUACGCUUCCUUGACACCAAGAAUCCUUCGGAGCUUGUAGAUCCUGACCUGUCCCGUCGAAUGAUGCCGGUAGAUUUGUACGUCGGCGGAAAAGAACAUGCCGUUUUGCACAUGUAUUAUGCCAGGUUCAUGAACCACUAUUUGCACAGUAAGGGAUUUGUUUCCACACCGGAACCAUUUAAACGCCUGCUAGUACAGGGGAUGGUUAUGGGGCGAUCAUAUCGACUAAAGGGCAGUGGCAAAUAUCUCCCUGCCGACGAAGUGGAAGUACUUGACGAGAAGAAAAAUAAAGCCAUCGAGAAAGCAACUGGAUCACAGGUGGUAACGUUGUGGGAAAAGAUGUCCAAAUCCAAAUUGAACGGUGUGGAUCCGUUGGAGGUUCUGAAGCAGCAUGGGUGUGAUACAUUACGGAUGAUAUUGUUAGGAGAUGUGGCGCCCACUUCACAUCGCAAUUGGUCCGAAGCAACUUUUCCCGGAAUACUAAACUGGCAAAAGCGCAUUUGGAUGACCAUGCAUGACUACCGAUUAUAUCGAUCAGCCAUCCAAUUGGCGCAAGCUCCACCGGAUACAGAAGAGUUCCGCCAGCAGGACCGCAAGCUGUGGGAUGCGAGAAACUAUUUCUCCGCUGGUGCAACUUUCAACUAUAAAUUCUCCCAUCAGCUCAGCGUGGGCAUUUCCAAAAUGCAAGGCCUCACUAAUGCAAUUCGACGCUCUGCACCGGAAGUCGUAGCGUUUAGCGAGCAGUAUGAGCGGGCGAUAGCCGCACAAAUUAUAAUGCUGGCACCGAUGGCACCGCAUUUUGCGUCCGAACUGUGGGAGCAAUUUCAGGCACUGCCUCACAGGUUGAACAUCAGUUCGGAUGAAAUCCAGUGGGAUCGAGGGGUGUUUGAGCAAAACUGGCCCGUAGUAGAUGAAGAUUAUCCUUUGGAUUUAACAUUUAAGGUCAAUGGAUUUGAGUGCUGCAUACUCAAAAUUCCUGUAAAGGAUCUCAACCAGCUGACACACCAGCAAUCACUGGAUCUUGCCUUUGGCCAAGACGCGGUCUUGAGUUACAUAGGUCAGCGUAAGGUUCGCAACACUGACUUCGUGCUCUAUCCUGGAUGCGAUGCCAUCUUGAGUAUAACUUUAAAUCAAUUAUCUAAGGAAGAUAAGGAGCAGUUGAAAACACAAAUUGGUGAUGUGAAAGCGAAAUCCAAAAAUGACAAGAAGAGAAGCAAAAAGCAAAAGGAAGUAUGUAGUUAAGCAGUGAGCUGGAGCGUGGCGGCUAAAUUUAAUUUCAAAAUGUAAUCAGCCUUCUGUUUCACGGUUUUAAUGCUCCGAAACUCUGUUAGUGAUAAGAAUAAGGUCAAAAAGUUUAAUGAAUUGCAAUGCUGCAUGCGGAAAGCCAUCACAAUUUA
Armigeres subalbatus is the source of this 2975-nucleotide messenger RNA. RefSeq names its product leucine--tRNA ligase, mitochondrial (gene LeuRS-m). The coding region runs from base 136 to 2820 and encodes 894 amino acids. The record is from RefSeq and is a predicted model, not a curated record. Lineage: Eukaryota; Metazoa; Arthropoda; Insecta; Diptera; Culicidae. Gene Ontology annotation, biological process: leucyl-tRNA aminoacylation; mitochondrial translation. Gene Ontology annotation, cellular component: mitochondrion. Gene Ontology annotation, molecular function: ATP binding; leucine-tRNA ligase activity; aminoacyl-tRNA deacylase activity. The transcript has 4 exons.